Molecule: messenger RNA, 1332 nt
Organism: Medicago truncatula (barrel medic)
Lineage: Eukaryota; Viridiplantae; Streptophyta; Magnoliopsida; Fabales; Fabaceae
Exons: 3
Coding region: 1-1332 (443 amino acids)
Molecular function (GO): zinc ion binding
Source: RefSeq, a predicted model, not a curated record
AUGGUUGUGUCUGAAAUUAUAUGCCGGAAUCCCAUGUUUGUUGGAACUACCACAAUUCACUACCAGGCGUUAAGAAUAACAGAUAACGACGAUGUCGAGUUUAUGUUUAACGUACAUAAAAGUCACAGUUCUUUGUCCUAUAUAGAGCUUUAUGUUAUGUUUGAGAUGACGAAUCCAACAUCUAAUGUUGAGUUAAAUUACCCAUCAAGAACAUUGUUGUUAGCUGUUGUGCAAGAUGGGAACAACAAGAUAUUUCCCAUUGCUUUUGCAAUCGUGGAAGGCGAGACCAAGGAGGCUUGGAAUUUCUUUUUGAAGAAUCUAAGGCAGCAUGUCACCCCACAGGAGAACAUAUGCCUCAUUUCUGAUAGACAUGUGUCGAUAAAGAGCGCGUAUGAUGAUCCACAGAAUGGAUGGCACGGUGCUCCGACAAGCCAUGUGUAUUGUGUCCGACACAUUGCACAAAACUUUAUGAGAUCAUUCAAGGAUGGAGAACUUAAGAAGAAAGUUGAAGGCAUGGGUUACGCCAUGAACAUCCCUACAUUCGAAUAUUACCGUUCUGAAAUUGCUGUUGCAGACCGAAAGGCUUUAGCAUGGGUCGACAAUAUUCCCAAACAAAAGUGGACUCAAUCACAUGACGAUGGUCGACGAUGGGGCCAUAUGACAAGUAACUUGGUAGAGUCACAAAACAACGUGUAUAAGGGUAUUCGAGGACUCCCUAUCACAGCUAUUGUAAAAGCAUCAUAUUACAGGUUGGCGGCCUUGUUUGCUAAAAGAGGGCAUGAGGCAGCGGCAAGGGUAAAUUCUGGUGAGCCAUUCUCAGAAAACAGCAUGAAAUAUCUGAGGAAUGAGGUGAUUAAAUCCAACAGUCAUCAUGUCACUCAGUUUGAUCGGGAUCGGUAUACCUUUUCCGUCCGUGAAACCAUCGACCAUAGAGAAGGAUUACCAAAGGGAGAAUACAAGGUAGACCUGCAAAAUAAAUGGUGUGAUUGUGGACGAUUCAGAGCGUUACACCUACCAUGCUCACAUGUCAUUGCCGCAUGUUCUAGCUUUUGUCAUGACUACAAGACUUUUGUCGAUAACAAAUUCACGAAUGAGUGUGUAUACGCCGUAUACAACAUCCACUUCGACGUGGUUCACCACCAGACAUAUUGGCCUAAUUAUGAAGGACUGAAGGUGGUUCCCGACAAGUCUAUGCGUAGGGCAAAGAAAGGUCGUCCACCAAUUACUCGCAUUAGGACCGAAAUGGACGAUGUGGAAACUGAGAGAAGAUGCGGCGUUUGUAGGAUGCCUGAUCAUUCGCGCAAAGAUUGCAUUAAUAUUAGACAUCAGUAA